Messenger RNA from Dracunculus medinensis (Guinea worm), 1179 nucleotides. The record is from the annotation of a GenBank genome assembly. NCBI's taxonomy places the organism in Eukaryota, Metazoa, Nematoda, Chromadorea, Rhabditida, Dracunculidae.
UUUAGCAGCUAACGAGUUUUACUCAUUUUGAAACUAUCUUCGAUUCAGUAAAUAAGUAUAAAAAGUAGGGAGGAGGAGUAGAGAAAGGAGUAGAGUAGCGUAUGAUUCAGUUUUCCUUGAACUAGAUUCCUCUUUCUAAUGGAAAGGGAAUACGGAAGUGUCACUCAUCCAGAAAAAAGUCAUAGAAAAAGAAUAUUUUGAAAACUGCUAAUAUAUAUAUUUACAAUAAUUUUUUAUAAUAAUUCAUAUAAUAAUACUUAAUCUGACCUUAUUUCCCGUUAAGACGUUUGGCAGGAUGGCUCCGGCCGUGCUUUCUUCAUUCCUGGGCCGCCUUUCUCUGAAAUAUUCUAUAAUUUUACUCCAAAAUUGAGAAUUAUUGUGAAAUAUGAUUGAUUGGAGUCGAUUCGUCGACUGCUCAGCAGGAAGAGACAGUUUACACGAGGGUCGUCCGGAGGUUGGAGCGAAAGUGGGUCGCCACACUCACUCCGAUUUCUUGUCGACAUUCAUUUCUCUCUAAGGGAACUGAACUAACGACGGCCGAAACCGUUGUCUUUGCACUUGGUCGCACUGCCUCUAUAUUGCAAAGAAAUCAGAAUUUGCGAAUCUUUCUUUGUUUUUUAAGAUUUUUAUCUGGAAGUUCAGUUUUCAGUUUAUAAAUUUUAGACAUGGAGGAUGCGCAUACACAUUUAUUGGCAGUGCCAGAUGAUAAUGAAGCUGCAUUUUUUGCGGUUUAUGAUGGUCAUGGAGGAGCAAAAGUAUCGCAAUUAGAAAUGAGGAAUCGAAUUUGUGAGGUUGGAGGCUUAUCGAAGAAAUCGCGCUACUCGGCCAUUUUUUCUGGAUGAAAACCCUUUUGUACUCCUAUCUUUAUGAUUCUUGGGUGAAAGGCCCUCAUUUUAACAAUCUGUAGAACCAGCUAAACUGUGAAAUUUUUUAGUAAUUUUUUAAUGAUUCUUCCUCACUCACAUAAUCAUUGGAAAAAAGUAUUUUUUAAUGGAAAUUAAAAUAAAAUUAAGCUAAAGUAAGUAGGAAACAACGAAAUAGGUUUUAAGCCGAAGGAAAAAUGGAGGAUGCAAUAAAAAGUGGUUUCCUUCUAUUGGAUGAAAAGAUGAAAAAUGACGAAGAUAUGCGUGAUGAAAUGUCUGGCACAACAGCUGUGGUUGUCAUUAUCAAGGAUAGAAA